AUGCUCGUCUCUGUGAUUCUAACCCCAGCGCUCCUGCUUGGAGUGGCCAACGCUGCUACACUAGCAAAACGUUGGAGUAACGGUGACGUUGCCACAGGUACCACAGACCCAAAUGUGGCCAGUGGGUGCACGUACUGGGCCAAUUCUAUUGCUUCAAGUGACACCUGCGAAUCUUUGAAUGCCUAUUUUGGCAUUACGAUUGCUCAGCUUGUUUCAUGGCACGACGACCACAACCAGCAAAACUACGACUACGACAACUGUUGUCACCACAACAACAUCUACGAGUACUACUUCAGGGGGAGGGGGGGGGGGCCGUAUCCCCCUCAAACCGGCCUUAUUUCCACAUGUAACGCGUUUUACGCUGUCCAGCCAGGUGACUACUGUGAAGGAAUCGUGACAGCCUAUGGCAACUUUACAUUGAGUCAAUUCUAUCAAUGGAAUCCAUGGACCACUUAUAAUUUGCAUCUAAGUGCUGUCAAGACCGACUGCUCGGGACUCCAGGCUGGCUACUUUGUCUGCAUCGGAGUGGCUGGCUCAACGACCACGACGACAUCUAACCCGCACUCUCCUCAGCAGACUGGGAUUGCUGCAAACUGUAACAAGUACUACUUUGUAGAGAUUGGUGACGGUUGUGCUGCCAUAGCUUCGACGUAUGGUAUCACCCUCGCCGACUUCUACAGUUGGAACCCAGCUGUUGGGACAUCCUGUCAGAGCCUUCAGGCUGGAUACUAUGUCUGUGUUGGUGUUUCAGGGUCAACCACAAGCACAACCACUACAAAGCCCACCACCACCACCAAAGCACCCAUCACAACAACUACGGCCAGCGGUCCCUCUCCGACCCAGUUCGGGGCCUGGAAUCCAUAUGUUGGGACCUCUUGUGCAUCUCUCUGGUUGGGUUACUAUGUUUGCGUCGGUGUUUGA
Messenger RNA from Aspergillus fumigatus Af293, 921 nucleotides. The record is from RefSeq and is a predicted model, not a curated record. NCBI's taxonomy places the organism in Eukaryota, Fungi, Ascomycota, Eurotiomycetes, Eurotiales, Aspergillaceae.